UCAGCUGGGCUCCGCUGGGCGCUGUCUCCCUUGGCUCAGAGGGUGUCAAUUUGUCCCGCUUCCUCUCGGCCCCUCACUCCCGGAGGCUGACGACGACGGCGGCGGCUGCGGCGGGCGGGGCCUGGCGUUUCGAGGCCGAGCGGCGCCGGGGUGAGGGGCGCGGAGGAGGAGGAGCAGAAGCAGGAGGAGGAGCCGCGUGCCCUGGCACCGAGCGGCCGCGGCCAUGGCGUACGCCUAUCUUUUCAAGUACAUUAUCAUCGGCGACACAGGUGUUGGUAAAUCAUGCUUAUUGCUACAGUUUACAGACAAGAGGUUUCAGCCAGUACAUGAUCUUACUAUUGGUGUAGAGUUCGGUGCUCGAAUGAUAACCAUUGAUGGGAAACAGAUAAAACUUCAGAUUUGGGAUACAGCAGGGCAAGAGUCCUUUCGUUCCAUCACAAGGUCAUAUUACAGAGGUGCAGCAGGGGCUUUGCUAGUGUAUGAUAUUACAAGAAGAGACACAUUCAACCACUUGACAACCUGGUUAGAAGAUGCCCGCCAGCAUUCCAAUUCCAACAUGGUCAUUAUGCUUAUUGGAAAUAAAAGUGAUUUAGAAUCUAGAAGAGAAGUAAAAAAAGAAGAAGGUGAAGCUUUUGCACGAGAACAUGGACUUAUCUUCAUGGAAACUUCGGCUAAGACUGCUUCUAAUGUAGAAGAGGCAUUUAUUAAUACAGCAAAAGAAAUUUAUGAAAAAAUCCAAGAAGGAGUCUUUGACAUUAAUAAUGAGGCAAAUGGCAUUAAAAUUGGCCCUCAGCAUGCUGCUACUAACGCCACGCACGCAGGCAGUCAGGGAGGACAGCAGGCCGGGGGAGGCUGCUGUUGAGUCUGUUUUUACUGUCUCGCUGCCCAGAAGGGGCUACUCACCUAUUCUUUCACCCUCCUGCUCAGCUGAGACAUGAAACUCUUCGAAAUGGCUUUAUGUCACAGAAGAAGACUUUAAUCCUUCAAAUUCUUGUAUAACUUUGAAUAAAUGGUUAAUGUUCACUUAAAAAGACAGAUUUUGGAGAUUGUAUUCAUAUCUAUUUGCAUUUGAUUUCUAGGUCAAUUGACGUGAUUAUUUUUGUUAAAUGUUGUCUUGUGCCCUUACCUACGAACUGAAUUGUAUUGAACACUACAGAGUCAUCUUGAGUAUUUUAAAUCGGUUUGUGUAGUUAGGUUUCCCCACACCUGUGGUUACCUAAUGUUUAAUAUUAUAGAACUGUCCUCAAAAGUUUGUCAAUUUUCAAGGCUAUAAGGAAAACCGAAGGACUCUUUUAAUUCUGUAUUUAUCAUUUACUUUCUGUAUAUAUAGUUUAUAACCUGCUUGGGUGUAAUUUGCCAAGCUUGAAUUCUUUAAUGCAUUUGCAUAAAUUCUAUACUGUUUAGAGCUUAAAGCUACAGAAGCAUCGUUAGGAAUUGCUUGGACACUGAAUUUUAAACUUUUUGACAUUGUUAACAAGCAUGUUCAUCUUUUUCUUGUCACUAGUCCGAGAGAAAUAUGCUUAAUGUACAUUCUAAAGGCUAUGUGUGUGUUAACCUGUUUUAAUGCCAAAAGUUUGUUAUUUGUCCACAGUUUCUUUAAGACCUCUUCAGAAAAGGAUUUGUUUGCCUUAAUGCAGACUGUUGGGUAAAAACACAGUAUAAUGAGUGAGGUGGGCGGAAGAAAGGACUCCCUCUGCCUGAGCGACUCCAGGAGGAAUGAGUGUCCACAUUUAGACGGCACAUUAUGAGGACUUUAAUCUUUCCUUGAACACAAUAAUGUUUUCUUUUUCUUUUAUUCACAUGAUUUCUAAAUAUAUUUUUCACGCAGGACAGUUUUUCAACCCUUGAUGUACAGUGACUGUGUAAAAUUUUUCUUUCCGUGGCAACCUAUAAUCUUUAAAAUAUGGUGAGCAUCUUGUCUGUUUUGAAGGGGAUAUGACAAUAAACCUACCAGAUGGAAAAUCCUGUUAAAAGUAGAAAAGCUUUAGUAAUUUGCUCAGUGUGGUGGUUUUAUCCUUCUUUUUCUUUUUCUCCCUUGGACUAUAAUGAAAUUGUUAUAGCAGUGCAAAUAAAAUCCUAUGUAUAAAAGUG
Messenger RNA from Aethalodelphis obliquidens (Pacific white-sided dolphin), 2091 nucleotides. RefSeq names its product RAB2A, member RAS oncogene family (gene RAB2A). The record is from RefSeq and is a predicted model, not a curated record. The transcript has 8 exons. Bases 224 to 862 code for a protein of 212 amino acids. Gene Ontology annotation, molecular function: GTPase activity; GTP binding. Lineage: Eukaryota; Metazoa; Chordata; Mammalia; Artiodactyla; Delphinidae.